GUUAUAUAAUUCAUUCACCAGUAUUAAACGUCCACGUUGUGUCAAAUGCCAACCCAAAUUACGCACCAUUGUGCCAAAUUGCGCAUCACUAAUAAUCAUCACAAAAAUAGUUAUUUUUCUGAGUUAUCAUCAUCCCUGUUGCAGUAAGUUAGUUGGACUCUAAGGGCCGCUGUUGGCCAGUGUUGGUAAAUUCUGACAUGCUACGUUAUAGUUCCACCCUCAUACGACGAGAUCAUUUUGUCGAUGGAUGCUCAUUGGAGAAGCCUCGACGUUAGUAAGGUCUAGAUUUGAUGUUUCAGUCACAUAAUCGUGGGAUACCGUGUCAAUAUUAUAGUUUUUCGUUAGUGGAGUGUCUGAGAAAACGUCUUUUCUUCAACCUGGUACCUGGUAUCGUGGAUAUACACACAAUGUGGAUAUGUCGCCUCAGUGUUUGGAAAUGGCAGACGCGGCUUCUCCUGAUCUUUCUUUGUGUCGCAGAGGUGGCAUACGGGCAGGUCCGCUACUCCAUUCCCGAGGAGAUGACAAAGGGCUCACUAGUGGGAAACAUCGCACAGGAUAUUGGAUUGGAUAUAAAACGACUGAAAUCUGGUAAAGCUCGGAUAUUUACCGAGGAUAGCCGUGAGUACAUCGGUCUGAAUGCAGAUAAAGGCACGCUGGUUGUGAAAGAGAGAAUAGACAGAGAGGAUCUUUGCGGGCAGGUCUCGCCCUGCUCUUUGCAUUUCCAGAUCAUUCUAGACAACCCUAUGGAACUGCAUCGUGUAGACGUAGAGAUAUUAGACAUUAACGAUAACUCUCCUAGUUUUCCCAAGAAAGAAAUUAAUUUUCAGAUUACUGAACUGGCAGUCACCGGUGCCAAGUAUUCUCUUCUGAAUGCGCACGAUCCAGACGUAGGUAUAAACACACUUCAGUCGUACACGCUUCAUCCCUCUGAUCACUUUGCGCUGAAAACAACAUCCCGACAUGAUGAUAGUAAAUAUGUUGAAAUGAUUUUAAAAACGCCCCUCGACCGAGAAAAACAACACGAACACAAAUUGGUUUUAACCGCAUUUGAUGGCGGUAGCCCACAGAAAUCAGGCACAGUCAAAAUUAGUGUUAUUGUUUUGGAUGCAAAUGACAACGCGCCCAAAUUCAGUGAAUCUGUUUACAGAGUAUCUCUGUCAGAGAACGCAGUGCAGGGCACUGUUGUGGCUACAGUAAGUGCUACUGACAUUGAUCAAGGCUCAAAUGGAGAGAUAUCUUAUUCUUUUUCACAACAUGCUGGCAAAGCCUUAUCCCUCUUCAAAAUAGAUCCAGCAUCUGGUGCCAUUUCAGUCAACGAUGUACUAGAUUUCGAAAAACAAAAGCAGUAUGAAAUCACAGUUGAAGCCACAGAUUCAGGGGGGUUGGUAGAUGCCAGUAAAGUUUUAAUAGAAAUGAUUGAUGUCAACGAUAACGCCCCUGUCAUAAGUAUGAUGUCAUUCUCUAGUCCCAUUUCCGAAGACGCAUCUCCAGAGACCGUUAUAGCCAUGUUCAAUGUAAAAGAUUUAGAUUCUGGAAAGAAUGGGCAAGUAAAAUGCACCAUUAACUCAGAUUCACCAUUCCGCAUUCAGUCGCCCUCCCCUAAUUUUUACAACCUGGUCACUGAUGGCGUCUUAGAUCGUGAGAUGGUGUCUCAAUAUAACAUAACCAUCACCGCUAAAGAUGAAGGGUCACCUUCAUUUUCUACCAACAAAACAGUGACAGUAAAGAUAUCAGACGUGAAUGACAACGCCCCUUAUUUCCACCAGCAGUCGUAUGUGGCAUACAUCACAGAAAAUAACUCACCGGGUGUGUCCAUAUUUUCAGUUACAGCCAGUGACAAAGACUAUGGCAACAAUGCACGUAUAUCCUAUUUUCUUGAUGGCACAUCUGUGAGUGGAAUGUCGUCUGCUGAGUAUGUUUCUGUUAACGCAGAGAGCGGCGCAAUAAUGGCGCUUCGUUCUUUUGAUUAUGAGCAAAUAAAGGAAUUCCACGUGAGCGUCAGAGCGCAGGACGGAGGCUCUCCUCCACUGAGCAGUAAUGUGACCGUGAGAAUAGUUAUUCAGGAUCAGAACGAUAACGCACCUCAGAUCUUAUAUCCAGUGCAAAGUAGCAGUAGCAGUAUGGUAGCUGAGAUGGUGCCUCGUUCAGCAGACAUAGGUUAUCUUGUCACCAAAGUGGUGGCCGUGGAUGUGGACUCUGGCCAGAAUGCCUGGCUGACAUACAAACUGUUGAAGGCAGGAGACAGAGCUUUGUUUGAAGUCGGUGCGCAAAAUGGAGAGAUAAGGACUGUGCGUCAAGCCAACGACAAAGAUGCUGUGAAACAAAAGCUCACUGUAGUAGUGGAGGACAACGGACAGCCCUCUCGCUCUGCUACUGUCAACGUGAACGUGGCUGUGGCAGACAGCUUCCCUGAUGUGCUCUCUGAAUUCUCGGACAUGUCACAUGACAAGGAGUACAAUGACAACUUGACUUUUUACCUAGUCUUGGCUCUGGCUGUAGUGUCGUUUCUGUUCAUCGUGUCCAUCAUCGCCAUACUGUCAGUGAAGUGCUACAGAUGGAGACGAGAGCGGAUGUUUUAUAAAUCCAAUGGCAACCUGCCGGUGAUACCUUACUACCCACCUCUUUACGCAGACGUUGGGGGCACGGGGACUUUAAAGCAGAUCUAUAAUUACGAUAUGUGCGGAACGGCUGAUUCACGAAAGAGUGAUCUGAAGUACAUGCGCCCUUGCAGUCAGAGCAAUCUGAGUCUGGACACCAGUGGCGCACAGACCCUUUUACGCAUGCCAAACAGCAUGCGCAUAGAUGGAGAUGCUGAGACACAGGUGAGGAUCGGGUCAUGUACACUUAAGUAAAUAGCAUAACUAAUUUCCCUUCUCCGAUGUGGCAUAUCUUGUGCUUCAAUUAAAUUGUUGUAUUUUUAUCCAAAACCGUGAAAUUACUGUACAUAACAAAAAUGUAUAGUUUGGUG
Molecule: messenger RNA, 2968 nt
Organism: Engraulis encrasicolus (European anchovy)
Lineage: Eukaryota; Metazoa; Chordata; Actinopteri; Clupeiformes; Engraulidae
Product: protocadherin beta-15-like
Exons: 1
Coding region: 291-2852 (853 amino acids)
Biological process (GO): homophilic cell-cell adhesion
Cellular component (GO): plasma membrane
Molecular function (GO): calcium ion binding
Source: RefSeq, a predicted model, not a curated record